AUGGAGCUGCCAGCCAAGACCGCCGACGCCACGGACGCCGUCGUCGUGACCGUCGCUGCGUCGGCGCCCGCCAGCGACGAGGCCAUUCCGGUGUUGCCGUCGAGUCCAUUCUGCUGCUUCUACUGCCUCGACGACGGCAACGGACCGGAGCGGUCGGCGACCGAGCUCAUUGCACCGUGCGCGUGCGCCACGUACAUCCACCGCGACUGCUUGGAUACGCUUCGCAUCUCGUCCCGGAUGCCCAACGCCAUGACGCACUGCGGUUCCUGCGGCGAAGCAUACACCUUCCUCGAGUCGGGCGAAGAGGCCGAGUACAAGCGCUUGAUGCGCAACGCGCAGCUGCUUCGCUUCCUCUUCGUGCUUGGCGUUGUCUUCCUCGGUAGCUGCAUCAUCUGGCUCAUCGACCGCGGUACGCCCAAGUCGUUCAACUUGCACUGGAACGGCAUGGACGGCCAGAUCUACGACACGAUCGGGCUCAAGAGUUGCCCGCGACUGCUCGUGUACUUUCUUACAAGCCUCGCGCUCACGGCCUUUAUCAUUGGCGUCGUCACCGUCAUGAGCCUCUGCGUGCUUGGCUGCCGCGACCCGGCCAUGAGCUGCUACUGCCCGGGGUACUACGACUGCAACUGCGGUGGUGGCGACUGCGGCGGCGACGCAGGGGCCUUCAUCCUCAUCUUCGUCAUCGUUCUCUUUGUCUUUGUCGGGCUCUACAUGAUGCUCAUGGCGAUCGUCGGCGCCUUUGGCAGCACAGUAAACCGCAUCGGGCAGCGCCGCGUCCGCGCCGUCGAGGUGCGGUACCGCCAGGUCCAGAACCUGCGACCCAUUCCUGCGACCAGCCACGUCGCCACCAUGGUCUAGUCGACUCGGUCGC
This is a messenger RNA of Saprolegnia parasitica CBS 223.65, 871 nucleotides long. RefSeq lists its product as hypothetical. The record is from RefSeq and is a predicted model, not a curated record. Gene Ontology annotation, molecular function: zinc ion binding. The transcript has a single exon. Bases 1 to 858 code for a protein of 285 amino acids. Lineage: Eukaryota; Oomycota; Saprolegniomycetes; Saprolegniales; Saprolegniaceae.